UUCGUUUGCAUCCGCGUUGGCGAGCGGUUGUGUCAUGUGUCCGAUUUCCACGGCUCUUUUUGUGAUUGCGGCCAUUCUGGCCUUGAUCUAUGUCUUUCUGACCUGGAACUUUAGCUACUGGAAGAAGAGGGGCAUUCCUACGGCGAAGUCAUGGCCUUUUGUGGGCAGUUUUCCCAGCAUUUUCACACAGAAGCGCAACGUGGUCUACGACAUGGAUGAGAUCUAUGAGCAGUACAAGAACACCGAUAGCAUUGUGGGAGUGUUCCAAACCAGGAUUCCACAACUAAUGGUCACCACUCCAGAAUAUGCGCACAAGAUAUUUGUUAGCGACUUCCGCAGCUUCCACGACAAUGAGAUGGCCAAGUUUACCGACACCAAGAAGGAUCCCAUUCUGUCGAACAAUCCCUUCAUAUUGACUGGUGAGGCCUGGAAAGAAAGACGCGCUGAGGUCACACCCGGACUUUCGGCAAAUCGGGUGAAAGCUGCCUAUCCCGUCUCGCAGCGCGUUUGCAAAAAGUUCGUGGAAUAUAUAAAGCGACAGAGCCUAAUGGCCGCCUCCCACGGACUAAAUGCCAAGGAUAUCUGCUUGUGCUACACCACCGAAGUGAUAUCCGAUUGUGUCCUGGGCAUUUCCGCCCAGAGUUUCACGGAUAAUCCCACACCGAUGGUUGGAAUGACGAAGCGCGUCUUCGAACAGUCUUUCGGCUUUAUCUUUUACACGGUGGUCGCCAAUCUAUGGCCACCAAUCACGAAGCUCUUCAGCGUUUCGCUUUUUGCCAAGGACGUGGCUGAGUUCUUUUACGACAUCAUGGGGAAGUGCAUCCAGGUGCGGCGAGAAAGUCCGGCGGCACAGCAGCGAGAUGACUUCCUCAACUACAUGCUGCAGUUGCAGGAGAAGAAGGGACUGGAUGCGUUGGAGCUGACCUCGCAUACCAUGACAUUUCUAACGGACGGAUUCGAGACCACCGCACAAGUGCUUACCCACACUCUCCUUUUCCUGGCCCGCAAUCCUGAGGAGCAGCGGAAAUUGAGGGAGGAGCUCGGUACCGCCGAGCUGUCCUUUGAACAGAUAAGCGAGCUGCCCUUCACUGAAGCCUGCAUCCAUGAAACCUUGCGAAUUUUACCACCUGGCUUGGCUGCCCGCAAGGUGGUAUCGGAGCCCUACGAGAUUGCGAACAAAAAUGGAGUGAGCGUGAAACUGAACCCCGGAGAUGUUGUCAUCGUUCCAAUUAACGCCUUGCACAACGAUCCCCAAUACUACGAGGACCCUCAAUCCUUCAAGCCAGAGCGAUUCUUGGAUGGUGGAGCCAAGAAGUACAGAGAUCAGGGUGUAUACUUUGGUUUUGGCGAUGGACCACGCAUUUGUCCCGGUAUGCGCUUUUCACUCACCCAAAUCAAGGCAGCCCUGGUCGAGAUCGUGCGAAACUUUGACAUCAAGGUUAAUCCCAAAACGCGCAAGGAUAAUAUAAUAGAUGAUACCUACUUUAUGGCUGCCUUAAAAGGCGGCGUUUGGCUGGACUUUGUUGAGCGCAAAUAGUUAUUCAACAUUAAUACGAUUUUAUAUUAGAUAUAGUUUAGAUACAGUUGCAUACAUAGUAUAUUUCAAAACACCGAUAAUACUUU
Molecule: messenger RNA, 1623 nt
Organism: Drosophila santomea
Lineage: Eukaryota; Metazoa; Arthropoda; Insecta; Diptera; Drosophilidae
Gene: Cyp28d1
Product: probable cytochrome P450 28d1
Exons: 6
Coding region: 35-1537 (500 amino acids)
Molecular function (GO): oxidoreductase activity, acting on paired donors, with incorporation or reduction of molecular oxygen; monooxygenase activity; heme binding
Source: RefSeq, a predicted model, not a curated record